AUGGCGAGGCCGCGCGCCCGGGCCCCAGGUCGCCGCCCGAGGACGAGCCGGCCGAGGCGGUGGCUCCGCGUGGACGGUGCCCGCCCCCCGCACCGCACUGCUCUCGGGCCGCGCCUCCCGGGCCCAGGCGGCGCCUUCUCGGGCGCCCGCGUCCGCCCAAGUGGCGAGCGCCGCCGGGACGCCGCGCCCUCCGCCGCGCAGCCCCGCCUCCUCCCCGUGAUUCCGCGCGGCCAGCUCGGCGCCUGCGGGCCGCGCCCCCAGCCCCGGGCCAGCCGGUGGGGGUGCCCUGGGGGUGCACUGAGCCGAGCGAGCCGAGACCACAGCCAGGCGGUCCUGCUCCUCGCAGAUGCAGCAAUCGCCAGGCAGAUGGUGGGGACGGCCGGCAGGUGCCUGGCCUGCCUGGACGCGCUGGAGGCGGCGGAGGACGCGCCCUCGCUGCGUGACCACUUGGGGGAGCUGGUGGCGGCGCUGCAGCACCUGGGCGGGCUGGUGGCGCGCGGACGGAAGGAGAGCUUGGGUCCCACGGGUCUUCUGUUGCGGGAAAGCAUCCCCGAGCUGCUCGCGACUGCCCGAGGCCACCUCCAGCAUCCGCGCAACUCACAGCUGGCCGCGACCCGAAGCCGCGUCUUCGCUACCACCAGGAAGACCCUGGAAGAGCUGCUGGAGCGGCUGGAGUCCGGCGUCGCGAUCCCUGAGGCUGGGACCCGUGUCGGCGCGCUCUCCUGGCGCCUGCAACAGCUGCGUGAGCUGCUGGCGACGUCCGAGCACCUGCGCGACGGCCAGCUGGACGCGCCGCUGGCCGCCGUGGUCGCGCACUGCAUGCACCUGGCCGCCUGCUCCGCGCCGCCAGAGAGGCUGCACCUGGUGGCCCGCUGCGGCCGGCUGCUGGAGGUGCGGGGCGCCAUCCGGCGCCUGGACGGGAGCGACGGACCCCCGCGGACAGGCCAGGAGAGGCUGGAGACCGCCGAGGAGCGCGCGGCGCUGCUGGCCGCCACCGACGCCCUCUCCCAGGGAGUGUGCGCUGCGCUCCUGCGCCAGAUCCUGGACACGUUCACAGACACCCAGAGCCCUCUUGAAAGGCUGGUCCGCGUCGCCUUGUCGACUUCUGCAGUCGGAUCGCUGGGCGCGGGCGGGGACUUGCGGAAAGGCCUCCAGCGUUUCCGUGCAGCUUUCCACGAGCGGGCCGAGCAGAUGCUCCGGGUGGCCCACUUGGUCUUGGUUUGCUGCUCCCGGCGACAAACUGGUAGAGACCUGGAGGCCGCCGUGGCAGACCUUGGCGGGCUGGUGGCCAGAGUGCACCAGCUGUUCUCAGGAGGCCCCGCAGCGUCUGGUGCGGACUGGAGCCCCGCUGCCCUAAGGGCCCUGCUUCAGGCCUGGGCUCGGGCGAACGAACGCCUCGUGGCCUGUUUUGAUGAUGUUCUCAACAUCCCUGAAUUCCUGAGCGUGUCCACUCAGGAAAUGAUCAAGCACUUGGACUUCCUUGCAUGGGCUUUGAGGAGUGGAGAUCCCGGAGGGUUUUCCAGGCCUGUGAUGUAUUUGCAGGGCCGAGCCGCACACAUAGUGCAGGUAGUGAAUAGGUAUGUGGGCCGCGAUUCCGAUCCCAUUUUCCGGAAUGGCCUGAGAGUUUUGAUCUGGCAGCUGCAGCAGUCUUCCUUGGCCCUGGGUGCAGCUACCCAGCACAGGUCAGGUGGGUGCAGCUCUCAGGAUAGAGAGGUGCUUUUAGCCAUGGCAACACAUCUCAUCUAUUCCGUUCAGCAAGUCCAAGAGGGAUUGGACGGGACCAACCAUCCACAUAUCCUCAGCCCUCUUCGAGACCAAGUCCAAAGAUUUGACAUAGCUAAGGGACAGCCUCAUACCCUUCUCCCAAGCCUCCAGGACAACUCACUUCCUGGGUGGAAACACCAAAAGGUCCCUGUGUUAGGGGAACGUGACCUGGCCAUGCCCUGUCCACCAACAGACUGUACUUCUCACCCCUGGAGUCCUAACACCUGUACACAGAGGAGAUCUGCUGCUCCCCUCACCACCAGCAAACUCACUCUUGCUGAAGAGAGCCAGGACCUCCAGGCAGUGGCCUCAACUUGCACCCAAGUGCUGGAGCAGGGUACAGACACAGAUGCAGCUCAAGAGGGUGGGGAGGGACCACCGGGAUCAGAGAGGAUGAUGAGACUCCAAGAGAUCCCGACACUGGCACCUUCUGUUAUUGACGUGGCCAGGGAGACAGCCCAUAGCACAACUUCUAGAAGUGAUAGCUUUCUAGAAGCCACUCGCCGACUGUCUGGGGGGACCAGGGAAACCAGGCAGGUUUUGGUAGCCACGGCUGGUGACUGGUAUCCUCUGUGUCAACAACUCUUUUGCCAUAACCCCCAAACUGAUCUACCAGGGAGCAUUUCAGUAUUCACAGAGCUUCAGCAGAAUUUAACUUCAAUGGUUCAACUAGCAGCUAAAAGUUGCGGCAAGGAUCUGGAUAAGAAGGAUCCUGACUCCUUGGGACAUCCAGAAGUGCUAUUACAAAUCGGGGACAGAUUGGAGGAGGCAGAGAUCCAUGCCAAACGGCUGUUGGACAUGGUUCUGGCCUCUGAUGGUCUCCAAGCUCCUGCAUCUUGGGAAGAGAACAUUGAGAAUGGAUGCCUUCUGUGGUCAGUGGCUGUCCAAGACCUGAUCCAGAACAUGGAGAGGCUCAGCGGGAGACAAGGCCUGUUUCUACUGCCCCUGCAACAGGCUGUAAAGGAUCAUCAGGGAUUGAAGGAAGGGUUGGAUCAGGUAGCAGAUGUUUCUCAAAGGCUGCAGGAGGCUGCCAGUCUGUCCGGCCUUCUGUGUGGGGAUGAGCAGGUAAAGGGUGAGAUCUCCUUUCUGUGCAGGGAGGUUCAUGUACUCAGAGACGCUCUGCUGGAUGUGGCACAGAUCCUAGGCUCCUCCCCCAAACCAUCUCCCAGCCUGUCCACACGCUUUCAGCUUCUCUGCCUGGAGCUCACCCUCCGAGCCAAGACCCUGACUGGCCACCUCAGUGGCAUCAAUGCAGAGUAAGAAUGUGCCUUUCAAGAUGCUAUUUGUCCACAGUUCUCUGUCUGCAAGAACUCCCAGACCAGGACAGAAAGGUCCCUAGAAAGAAUGGUAUCUGGUAUCCAAGCUGUACAGGGAAUUGUAGUGAGACGUCAAGAGUCUGGGCCUUGCCCAGAAGACCUUCUUAUAGCUCUGGAGAGCAUUCUCAUCCUCACCAAGGAGGUGAACCAGAGGGUUUCUGUGCUCCAAGAAGGUCCAGAGGAGUGGGACAUGCAUGUGUUGGAGUGGCUUCGGUGGGAGUGGGCAGCCAGGGCCCACCAUGUGGUGGCCCAGCUCCAGGCCUGGAAAGGUGGUCAUACCAAGGCCUGGAAUCUCCUGGACCAGUGCUUAAAACUCAGGGAGGAGCCAGCAAGGGCCCCAGAACAGGACUCCAUCCAGCCCCAGCUCCACUGUGAGGAGGGUGCUGCGGGAGGCAAGGUGGAUGCUCAGGGUUCUGCCCCCAGGGCCACCCUUGGGAGUUCAAUGGGAACCUGCACGGCUGAGCCAGCUGUCGCUGGGACCCCCCCAGCAAGCACGGGCAUGGGUUUGGACAGAGCUGGUGCCGCUGGGUUCACUGACAGGCCCCUUGAUGGACUCUCCUCCAUCAGAGCCUCUCCGUGGAGCAUCCCCCAAGGCUCAGGGCAGGUGGAUGCAGCUGCCCAGCAGCAGGACGCCUCCCCCGACUCCCCCAGCCGUGCAGCCAGAUCUCACGCUGAGCUGGACCAGCCUCCCCAGGAGGACCAGGACGGCAGCACAGGCAGCACAGGCCACGAGAGCAGAAAUGCCCAGAUCACUCGGGAGAUGACGGAGCAGGUGUCCCUGAUGGCUCAGAGCCUGAGGAGGAGCGGGCACGUCCUGACCAAAGAUCAGCUUAUCACCUCUGCUAAGAAAAUUGCAACUUCUGGACAAAACUUCACCAGACUUAUUCUUAUCAUUGCUAAGAACUGCAUAGAUCAGAGAUGUUCCCAGGAGCUUCGCUGUGCGGCAGAGCAAAUUCAAACCAUGAGCAGUCAGCUCCGCAUCAUCUCCAGUGUAAAGGCCUCCUUGGCAAGAAGCAGGUCCUCUGAGGAGCUGCUGGUGGACAAUGCCCAGUGGCUCCUCCAGGCUGUCUUCAAGACCGUGAAGGCUGCAGAAGCUGCAAGUCUCAGGGGCUUGAGACAGCCUUUCCUGGAUCUGGAAGAACGGGAAGUUGCUGCCUUCUGUAUACAGCAGAGGAAGGAAAUACUAAGUCACAGACCUCAAGAAACCGCAAACAUAGACUGUGAAGAGCUGAGUCUGCAAAAGGCAGGCACCAAAGUCCCCCCACUUGCAGCCUUGGUUCAAGAAGCCUUAUAAAAAGCUACGACAUUGUCUCCAAGGCAGACUUGGUUGCCCUGCACUUUCCAGACCCUGGGGUCCUCCAGGGAGUGCCCUUUAGGCUGAAUCAGAGUGACACCGAGUGUAGGGUGGCCAGGGCCUGUGCCUUCACAGAGCUGCCUUGACAACAUUCCGGGUGCUGCAGAUGCCUCUGGCCCUGAUGACUGCUUUCCUCCUGGAAGGAUGCUUCCGUUUCUGGGCUUAGAAGGAAUGUGUCAAGUAAACCGUGGAGAGGGGAGAACGUUCCAAGCACCGUCAGCUUGAGCCUUUCUGAAGAUAUUGCAAUGUGAGAACAGUCCCAGAAGAUUCUGCAGGGAGCCAGGAACUGUCACCUUGGGGAGGUCAGAGUUCAUCUUGCUCAGAUAUGUAGGAACUGUUCAAAUUCCGAAGAGGUGGAAAGAGGUCGUGCUGAUUAAGGGGUGGGAUGCUUCACCAGAAGCUGGAGCCGCCAGACUGUUAGCUGGUGAGUCUGGGAUGGAGAGGAGCUAAUCCUGGCCAGGGUUGGUAGGAAUAUUUCAGUUCAUGGCAUCUUGCACAGAAACUAUAAGGAAAUGGGGGUUGAGCAGACUGGCAACUGUCCCCUCAGAGGCUGAACCACCAGGGCCAGGAACAGAGGGCUGAAUCUAAGCCCAGGGACAGGAAGGAGGGAGCAGAGAUCUUGCUUGCUUGAGGGGAACCAGGUAAGCCUCCUGGAUGGGGCAGUUAUCGAGAAAUUUAAUUAUCCUGGUCAACAUUAGAUGAUUGAGUUUGCCAUCAUCCAGUGGAAGAGCAGUUUGAAUUUAUAGUAAAGACAAGAAUUUUUUCACAUUUUUAUAACAAGUUGGCAGUGGAAACUCAUUGUGGUGUUAAUUUGCUUUUUCCUAAUUAAUGGUGUUGCACUUCGCAUAUUUAUUUUCUUUGACAAAGUAUCUUUUAAAAUCUAUUGCCUCCAUUCCUUUUUUCCCCCUUGUUGAAUUUUGCGAAGUUUCUUUGACAGAUUAUGUAAUUGCAAAUGUUUUCUUCCAGUCCAUAGCUUUUUCAUUCAUUUAAAAUGCUUUUAAUUUUCUCACUGGAUCCCUGUUUUCUGUUUCAUCAAACCCUUCUCUUGCC
This is a messenger RNA of Marmota monax (woodchuck), 5484 nucleotides long. RefSeq lists its product as uncharacterized. Gene Ontology annotation, cellular component: adherens junction; catenin complex. Gene Ontology annotation, molecular function: beta-catenin binding; actin filament binding. The transcript has 7 exons. Gene Ontology annotation, biological process: cell-cell adhesion; cell migration. Lineage: Eukaryota; Metazoa; Chordata; Mammalia; Rodentia; Sciuridae. The record is from RefSeq and is a predicted model, not a curated record.